Molecule: messenger RNA, 3075 nt
Organism: Conger conger (European conger)
Lineage: Eukaryota; Metazoa; Chordata; Actinopteri; Anguilliformes; Congridae
Product: centriolar coiled-coil protein of 110 kDa-like
Exons: 14
Coding region: 228-2816 (862 amino acids)
Biological process (GO): regulation of cytokinesis; centriole replication; centrosome duplication
Cellular component (GO): centriole
Source: RefSeq, a predicted model, not a curated record
AUCGCCGUACUGUACGAGGCGAGAUCUGGCAAUUACCUUGAAUCGAUUUAAUAUUUAGCAAGUAUGUGGAACAGAUAACCAGGAACAUACCAUCUUAGGCGUUGUCAGAAAUAUCAAGAUUGGGUAUCUGGUCACAUCGGACAGAAGAGCGAAACACUGACAUAGCGUGAAAGUGGAUUCCACACAUAACUGAGCAGAGUGUCAGGCGGGGGGGGGACAGGACAGAGAUGAAGAGCUACGAGGAGUUCUGCUUCAGCAGCCUGGCCCGGCUGCAGGCACAGGGGAAGAAGAAGACGAGCGGCGAGACCUCCGGCCAGCAGAGGGCGCUCUCCCUCAUCCACUUUCAUGGCAGGGCUGUACUGUCACCUGUGCUAAGCGCGGAGCAGCGCAGGGAGAUGGUGCAGUACAGACAGAGGGCUGUGCAGCUGGAUGCUGAGAGACAGAGUUUGCGCAGGGAGAGACUGCUGACCCAGGGUCAGGACACUCUGGAUGGUGUGCAGGCAGUUUUCGUGAGGCCACCACCCCUUUCUCACCGCCAGGUACGUCAGCUGCCAGAAGAGGAGAAGCAGACCCAGGCCCCGCCCACACGCUGCUCCCCACAGCCAGAGUUCCCGAACGGCUUCACCCUGCCUCCCUGGGGUGGAAGAGGGCUGGGAGACACUCUGUGCGGCACUAACAGGGACGGACCCCAAGAGAAGGGGCCCCCCGUGUUCCAGAACGGGACGACAGGAGAUCCGGGGGAGGAGCGGGGCGAGGGAGGCCGGCAGAGCCCGCUGAGGGAGCAGGGCUGGGGGGCGUCCCGGGACAGCUGCAGGGCCACGCCCACCGACACGCUGAGAGAGAGCAUCGCCGACAAGAGUGACAGUAGCGGGGGGCGACCUCAGACCACGCCCGCCUCAGACCACGCCCACCCUGGGUUGGACCCUCUCCCCUCCCCCAAUCCCCAGUCGGGCCUCGCGAGCCCUCACGCCCAGCUGCCCACCCCGGAGCCCAGCGUCAGUCCCCGCCCCCACCGCCGCAGGCCCCGCCCCGUCUCCACCGGCAACAUCUUCAUCUCCUUCCCCGUGUACGCGGCGGAGCAGGAGAGGGGCAUGCUGGGAGGAUGGGGGCCCGCAGGGGAGAGGUCCCCGCCAAACCACCAAUCACCCGCCAACUCACUGCUGCCCCCUGGUGUCGUCGAGCGGCGUGGCAGCCACUGCGGAGCGGACGCGGGCGGUGAAACGGCCGUCCUGACGGGGGCCCGUGCGCCCGGCCCCGUGACCCAGGACCCCAGGGUCGCGACCCCGGGGUUCCGCAGGCGCUCCCAAACGCUGGACAGCCAGCCGCACCCCGGCGUGGACCGCAGCCAGGAGAGAGUGCCGCGCUUCAUGGGCGGGGUCCCCUGGAGGCCCCCGUGCCGCCGCUCUCCCACCGCGCCCCUCAACCAGACCUACGACCUGGAGAGCCCCGUCCCAGCCCUGCUGCUGAGGGCCCAGGGGGCCCCCGUGCGCUCGCCCGCCCCCUCCCCGUCUCCCCUCCCCCAGCCUCGGGAGACGCAGCCUGGACACGGAGCCACGCCUCACACUGGACCUGCUGACCACACCCCCGGAGCAGCCGGGGAGGCGCAGUGGGAGGUCCACGCCCUGGAGGACAUGCGGAGGCAGAUGGAGGAGGAACACGCCCUGCAGCUGUCCCUCCUCAUCGCCGAGCAGGAGAAGGAGCAGUGGCGCCUCCAGCAGGAGCUGGAGGAGCGGGAGAGGAGACGGAGAGAGCAGGCGGGCAAGAGGGCAUCUGCUGGGGACCUCAGGGCCGGAUGGGAGAACCAGAGAGAAGGCUGCUCCGCCCUCAGCCCCGCUGGUCCCGCCCAAAAUCUGACCGGCCCCGCCCUCAGCCCUGCUGGGCACACCCAAAACCUGACCGGCCCCGCCCUCAGCCCUGCAGAUAGGUCACCCGGACCCGUACGCAGCAUGGGUAACCCGAUUCUCCUCUCACGAGACACCGCCAAGACACUGAGGCCUGGCGCAUACUCUGCACAAGGAACGGCAACGCAAAUAGAGCUGUACUUCUCUCGAGGGUUUUCAGAGCACUCGACCCUGGUUAUGGUUAUGCACUGCUUCUCCUCAGCGCUCAGCCCCAGUGCCCCCCCUGCUGCUCAGUCCCCUGUGUACCUGUGGGGGCCCUCCUGGGGGGUCGGCAAGGCACGCGGCAGGCAGAGCCAGGUGCUGACCCCUGAGCUGCACGCGGUGCUGUGUCGCCUAACCGCCGUCGCCCGCGGUUUCCUCACCCGCCGCCUCCUGCAGACUGAGAAAGUUAAACACCUGCGUCAGACUGUACAGGACACUCAGGAGUUCAUCUGCUCAUUCCACACUGAAGCCCCUCUGAGGAGGAAAGGCUCGGUCUCUGCACAAGACCUGUCCUUGCAGGAGAGGGUGCGAGCCCAGCUGCGGGCAGCACUGUACGAUGUGCACGACAUCUUUUUCGAGAUGCCCCUGGAGGAACGGCUGGCACUGCUGCUGCAGGACAGGGAGCUGCGCAUGGAGAGGAGGCUCCGAGAGAUGGAAAAAGCCAAGAGCCCCCGGGAUAGGGUCACUCUGUCGGCUGCUACCCAGAAGUCCCUGGACAGGAAGAAGCAGAGAGUCACUGGAAGCCCGGGGCAGGCCAAGAGGAUCCAACAGAAGCCAAAGAGCCCCCCCACCAACAGGGUCCUGCAACCCAACCAGGGACAGAACUCCCCCGUCCCAGGACAGCUACUCCGCCAAGGGAGUCUGUACAGGAAGGCUCCAGAGGAGAGAGUGAGGCACUCCGACAGCCUGCGGAAACAGCACUCGCUGGGGUAGUAGUGACCUCCCUCAGCCACCAAAACAAAAUGAUCCCACACCCCCACCCCUUGCUCCCACCUCAUCAACGCCCCCCUUUUUAAACUCCUCAAACAUCCCCCCACCACCUUCCCAAAAGCCCUCCCAGCACCACCGCCCCACACUCCCCACACGCAUCUCCCCAGGAGGGGGCGUGGUGCCCAUCCAGCACACACUACCUGAAACGACAUCUGUGAGGAUGAUGACUGUCCUUCAUCACACUGUUAUUCCUGUAGUACAG